Molecule: messenger RNA, 1257 nt
Organism: Syngnathus acus (greater pipefish)
Lineage: Eukaryota; Metazoa; Chordata; Actinopteri; Syngnathiformes; Syngnathidae
Gene: ndufa9a
Product: NADH:ubiquinone oxidoreductase subunit A9a
Exons: 11
Coding region: 24-1172 (382 amino acids)
Cellular component (GO): mitochondrion
Molecular function (GO): protein-containing complex binding
Source: RefSeq, a predicted model, not a curated record
CAACGGAUGCCGUAGACGAAAACAUGGCGACCGUUUUGCUGGUUGGCCGUCCUGCGAGUGUCCUUCCGAAAAUUACGAAGGGUAGCUGUCCUCCCGCUGUGUUGUCAGCCUCUGGCUUGGGCCCAGUUCAGCAGAGGAAGGUGCACCAUGCUGUCAUCCCCAAAGGCAAGGGAGGCCGCUCGUCGUCCAGUGGCAUCGCCGCCACCGUGUUUGGCGCUACCGGCUUCCUGGGGCGAUAUGUGGUCAAUCGGCUAGGUCGGAUUGGCUCUCAGAUCAUAGUCCCUCAUCGCUGUGAUCAGUAUGACACCAUGUAUUUCAAGCCUAUGGGGGACCUCGGACAAAUCAUUUUUAUGGAGUGGGAUGCCAAGAACAAAGACUCCAUUAAACGAGCUUUGGAGCACUCCAACGUUGUCAUCAAUCUUGUGGGUAAAGAGUGGGAAACAAGGAACUUCCCAUUUGAGGAGGUCUUUGUGAGCAUUCCUCAGCAGAUCGCCGAGGCAACCAGAGAGGCUGGCAUUACUAAGUUCAUUCACAUGUCUCACCUCAACGCUGACAUCCGCAGCUCGUCCAAAUACCUGAGGAACAAGGCUGUGGGAGAGACGGCAGUGAGAGAUAAGUUUUCUGAUGCUAUCAUCAUGAAGCCCUCAGAGAUGUUUGGGAAGGAAGACAGGUUCUUCAACUACUACGCAAACAUGCGUUGGUUUGGCAAUGCCAUUCCGCUCAUCAGCCUUGGGAAGAAAACUGUCAAGCAGCCGAUUCACGUUGUCGACGUGGCAAAGGCCAUCAUCAGCGCAGUCAGAGACCCAGAGGCCAAUGGCAAGACGUACGCAUUAGUCGGUCCCAACCGGUACCUGCUCCACGACCUGGUGGAGUACAUUUACGCCGUCGCUCACAGACCCUUUGUGCCCUAUCCACUCCCCCGCCCACUCUUUCACCUGGCCGCUCAGUUCUUUGCAUUGAACCCAUUUGAGCCUUGGACAACCCCAGAUAAAGUAGAAAGGUUUCACACAACUGACAUGAAGUACCCAGGACUCCCUGGUCUAGAGGAUCUUGGUAUCAGUCCCUCCACCGUCGAGCAAAGGGCGAUUGAGAUUCUGAGGCGCCAUCGCCGAUUCCGUUUCCUGGAAGCUGAUCUAGAUGCAACCAAGCCAGCAAAAACCGUCAACUAUUAAAGUCCUAAAUUAGUGGCUUAUUGUCACUUCAGAAUGCUUUAGCUAUUCUGUAUGUAAAUAAAAAAAAUACUUGUAUCCUUAAAAA